AUGUCAAAAUCGGCACCUAAAAAAUUAUUGACUGAACUGGAAUCCAGUUACAACCCUAAGUUGGUUGAGGAAGGGUGGUAUAGUUGGUGGGAAUCGAGGAAGUUUUUCACACCUUCCACCGACUACGACUCGAUACCCGGCAAGAAUAAAUGGGUAUCUUUGCUGCCUCCACCAAACGUAACUGGAUCUCUCCAUAUCGGACACGCACUAACAGUUUCAAUACAGGACUGCCUAACAAGAUGGUACUUAGUCGGUGUUUAUUUGAUUUUUAGGCACAGAAUGAAAGGAGACGCAACGCUGUGGUUGCCAGGCACAGACCAUGCCGGUAUCGCAACGCAAUCGGUCGUGGAACGAAUGCUGUACCAAAAACAGAAGCUUAAAAGGCACGAUGUCGGAAGACCGAAAUUCGUCGAGAUGGUUUUUGAAUGGAACCAGAAGUACGGAAGCAACAUAAAAAAUCAGUUGAGACGCAUGGGAGCAUCGCUGGACUGGACGCGAGAAGUGUUCACGAUGGACGCCCCCAGGUCGGCAGCAGUUGUCGAGGCGUUCGUACGACUGUACGACUCAGGACUCAUCUACAGAAACACGCGCCUGGUAUCUUGGUGCCCCUACCUUUCUACUGCCCUAUCGGACAUAGAAGUGGAGCCGCUGGAAGUUACGUCCCCGACGUUCAUAACAAUACCAGGGUUCGAGUCGUCAGUUGAAGUCGGGUCGCUGUGGGUCUUCAACUACCCAGUGGUGUUUGGAAGUGAAACGAGGCACCUGCCGGUGGCAACGACGAGGCUGGAGACGAUGUUAGGCGAUGUGGCGGUGGCUGUUAACCCGGAGGACGAAAGGUACAAGGACCUGGUCGGAUGCAAAAUACAGCACCCCUUCUUCCCGGAGAGAGAAAUGGUAGUGGUGGCAGACGCGCACGUGGACAAGGACUUCGGAACGGGCGCAGUGAAGAUAACGCCCUCGCACGACAAGAACGACUACGACAUCGCGAAGAGGCACGCGCUGCCCUUCAUCAACAUCUUCACCAACGACGGGAAGAUCAACGAAAACGGAGGAGAGUUCUCGACGAUGCACAGGUUCCAGUGCAGAAAGGUGCUGGAAAAGAGGCUGCAGGAGAUCGGACUCUUCGUGGAGAAGAAGCCAAACUCAAAGCCGAUGAUGGUGCCGCGGUGCUCGAGGACGGGCGACAUCGUGGAGUACAUGCUGAUACCGCAGUGGUACGUGGACUGCAAAGACCUUGCGAACAAGGCAAUCGAGGUGGUGAAGAACGGGUCGCUGAAGAUCACACCCGCGUCGCACGUCUCGGUCUGGUACCAGUGGCUGGAAAACAUACAGGACUGGUGCAUAUCGAGGCAGCUUUGGUGGGGACACAGGAUCCCGGCGUACAGAGUUACCUCGCCAGAGUUUCCGCCCACGUCAGAUCACUGGGUGGUGGGCAGAGACCUGGAGGAGGCGCGAGAGAGAGCGAAGAAGCAGUUUCCGGACUGCAAGGAGCUCACGCUGGACCAGGACGAUGAUGUUCUGGACACAUGGUUCUCCUCGGGGUUGUUCCCGCUGAGCACGAUGGGCUGGCCAGACGAGAACGCAGUCGACUUUAAGAAGUUUUUCCCAACGGAACUCCUGGAGACGGGAAACGACAUCAUCUUCUUCUGGGUGGCGAGGAUGGUCAUGCUGUCGCUGCACUUCGUAGGGAAGCUGCCGUUCAGCGAAGUUUAUAUGCACCCGCUCGUGAGGGACGCUAAGGGGGAGAAGAUGAGCAAGAGCAAGGGCAACGUGGUCGACCCGCUGGACAUCAUCGACGGGACCACGCUGGAGAAGCUGAACCAGACGAUACUGAACUCGACGCUGCCGCAGGGGGAGGUAAAGAAGGCGCUGGCCAUGCAGAAGCAGCAGUUUCCCGAGGGCAUUCCCCAGUGCGGCGUCGACGCGCUGAGGCUGGGCCUCCUGGGCCUGAUGAGGCACCACCGGGCGAUCCACCUGGACGUGAACAAGCUGGUAUCCUCGAGGCACUUCGGCAACAAGAUCUGGAACGCGACGAAGUUUGCAAUUCUGCGGACCAAGUUUUACGAGCCCAACGGAGUUGACUACGCCCUCACGUGGGAGGACAAGUGGAUUCUGCACAAGCUGAACCAAUACGUGAAGAGGGUCAAUGAGGCCAUGGAGAGCUAUCACUUCUACGACGCCGUCCAGGCCACGUAUGACUUUUGGCUGUAUCAACUGUGCGACGUGUACCUUGAACUCGUUAAGAACAGGCUCCCCUCGCUCGUCGAUGACUCGGCGUUCAUCCCAAACGAGGACUCUAACGCUGCGGCCUUUGUCAUCCACAACUGCUUCAGCACGUCUCUGAGGCUGCUGCACCCGAUCAUGCCCUUCAUCACCGAGGAGCUGUACCACCACCUCCCGCCCUACCUCGUGACACACGAGUCCAUCUGCGUCUCCGACUACCCCGGCGAAAACGCGGAGUGGGAGCACCCUGAGCUCGACGCUGAGAUGGAGUCGCUCUUCUCAGUGGUGCACAGCUUCAGGUCGCUCGCCUCGACCCUGGGGCUCGCGCAGAACAUGAACAAGGUGGGAUUUCUCACUGUGAACGACGAGGCGCUGCGCAAGAUCCUCGUGGACAAGGUGCACCUCAUCGAGCUGCUGUCCAAGUUCAAGUCGAUCUCCAUUGCUGAUGGCGCCAACGAGCAGCUGUCGAGCUGCGUGCAGAACGUGAUCUCCUCCUCCCUCGUCACGUACAUCCUCGUCGACGAGAACGUCGACCUCGUAAAGACGUCUGCAAUGCUGUCCGACAGGCUUAGCAAGACUGUCAAGAUGCUCGACUCGUACCUCAAGAAGCUGCAGGUCCCCAACUACGAGGCCAAGGUUCCUCUCAGCGUCCGCGAGCUCAACGAGUCUAAGAUCGGCGAGCUUUCCUACGAGAAGUCGCAGCUCGAGGCUGCCGUCUCCGACCUCGAGCGUCUGAAGUUGACAAACCACCGAUGA
This is a messenger RNA of Theileria orientalis strain Shintoku, 2979 nucleotides long. Its product is annotated as valyl-tRNA synthetase. NCBI's taxonomy places the organism in Eukaryota, Apicomplexa, Aconoidasida, Piroplasmida, Theileriidae. The record is from RefSeq and is a predicted model, not a curated record. Bases 1 to 2979 code for a protein of 992 amino acids. Gene Ontology annotation, molecular function: aminoacyl-tRNA deacylase activity; valine-tRNA ligase activity; ATP binding. Gene Ontology annotation, biological process: valyl-tRNA aminoacylation. Gene Ontology annotation, cellular component: cytosol. The transcript is spliced from 7 exons.